This is a messenger RNA of Rhodotorula graminis WP1, 3572 nucleotides long. RefSeq lists its product as uncharacterized. The record is from RefSeq and is a predicted model, not a curated record. NCBI's taxonomy places the organism in Eukaryota, Fungi, Basidiomycota, Microbotryomycetes, Sporidiobolales, Sporidiobolaceae. The transcript is spliced from 20 exons. Gene Ontology annotation, molecular function: protein binding; RNA binding. The coding region runs from base 1 to 3513 and encodes 1170 amino acids.
AUGAGCGACCGCCACCGCAGCCACUCGAACGGCGGCUACAGCUUCAGCAACCACCACCCGAGCCACGACAACCGCGCUUCGUCCCCGCCUCGGUACCCACCACCGAGCGGCGGACCCGCCCGCCCGCCUCCUCCUCCUCCUGCCGGCCAGCACUACGGCGCACCGCCCGGGCACAGCAACGGCGGCUACUCGCACGGCUACGGCGGCGGCGGCGGGUCGAGCCGCGACGGACAGGGCGGGCCGCCGCAGCAGCAGCAGUACGGCGGCGGCGGGCAGUACGGGCACGCGCAGCACGGCGGGUACGACCGUGGCUCGCAGGGCGGGCACGGCGGAGGAGGAGGAGGAGGGUGGGGCGCGCAGCGCGGCGGCCACCACGGCGGCGGCGGAGGAGGAGGAGGGCACAACGGCGGCGGCUCUUUGAGCGGCGGGCCGUCGGGCGGGCACAACGGCGGCUACGGUGGAGGUGGACGCGGCGGACGCGGUGGACCCGGCGGCGGUCGCGGCGGGUACGGCGGCGGCGGGCGCGGCGGGAGCGGCGGUGGAGGAGGAGGCGGCGGCCGCAACGGCCGGGCACUGCCGCCCGUCUUCGUGCCGCUCCCUAACGCGGUACCGGCUCUCCCGGCGAAGCAGACGGGCGCGCUCGUCCCCGAGCCGGUCGCGAGGCGGGCGUAUGGCUCCGCCGGCGGUGCUGUCAAGCUCGUCACCAACACGUUCGACCUCAAGCUGUCCGACAACCAGACGACGUGGUACAAGUACGAGAUCGUCAUCACGGUCAACGCUCGCCCUCGCGCCGACGGCUCGGUGCCUCCUCCUCGCGGUCCGCCGCCCAAGUCGGUCCUGCGCGCCGUGUGGUCGAGCCUCGAGGAGAACGAGAAGGCCGGCCGGUCGAACUACCUCGACGGCGUCCAGCCCGCGUACGACGGCCGCAACGCGCUCUACACGUCGCGCACCCUCAAGAUGGACAAGGGCCGCAUCUGGAUUCCCAAGUACGCCGCGCCCGACCGCCCGGGCCAGACCUUCACGAUCGUCAUCCACAAUGGCGUCAAUAUCCCGCUCGUCUCGGUCCGCUCGUACUUCACGGGCGGGCCCGGCGCCACGUACAACGUCGGCGAGCUGUCCGAGGCGAUGCAGGCGCUCAACGUUGUCAUCGGCCACAAGCCGGCGUCCCUGUUCUACGCGACGAGGACGGCCUUCUUUGUCGGCGACGAGGCCGCGACGAGCCUCAACAUGCUUGGCGUCGAGAAGAAGAGCGUCACGGUCGCUCCCGACUUUGUCGAACUCUGGCGCGGCUACUUCGAGUCGGUGCGCGCGUGCGCAGGCGGGCUCUUGAUGAACCUGAACACAACUUCGACGGCGUUCUACAAGGCGGGCGACCUGAGCGCCUUCCUGCGCGGCUUCUUCCUCGCCAAGGGCUCGCGCGAGCCGCCCGGGUUCCCUCGCGUCGGCUCGCUCGCCGGCAGCGACCUCAUCAAGGUCAACCGGCUCCUGCAAAAGCUCAUCGUCGUCGCCGACCGCGGCAGCACCGUCCCGGCCCUCAAGAUCAAGAUUCGCGGCGCGGGCAUCGUCAACAAGGCGCCGCGCGACCACCUGUUCGAGACCGAGAACGGGCCUCUCAGCGUCGAGCAGUACUUUGCCGACAAGUUCAAGGUCCGCCUGCGCAACCCGGACUGGCCUCUCGUCGAGGUUAAGCCCGGCGCGCUCUACCCGCUCGAGCUCGUCCGGCUCGUCGAGGGUAACAAGUACGCCAAGCGCCUGUCGCCGCAAGAGCAGAACCUCGCCUCGUCCUUCCAGACGCUCGUGCCGGCGGAGAAGUUUGGCGCCAUCAUGGCGGCCCGCAAGAACAUCGUCGCGAGGGUGUCCGAGCCGUUCAUGACCAUCUUCGGCCUGAGCCUCGACCCCGACCCGAAGGAGACGGUCGGCCGGAUCCUGCCGCCGCCGCGCAUCGAGUACAAGGCCGGCCCCGACCGGUCGCGGUUCACGUCGGUCACGCCCGUCGACUCGGCGUGGAUGAUGCAGUUCGCGCAAGGGUCGUUCGCCCAGACGUUCGUCGCGAGCGGCAAGCUGAGCUCGAUCAUGGUCAUCGUCGAGUCGGAGAGGGACAGGAGGGCGGCAGUCACCUUUUUCGAGGAGCUCCUCCCCAAGAUGCGCGCGCUCGGUAUCGACCUCUCGGGCUUCCCCAACCUGCGCCAGGGCGUCCUCGACCGGGUCGUCCUCGUCCGCAACCGCCGCACUGUCGCGGACGAGGUCCUGCGCGCCAUGAACGAGGGCGACGAGAUCUUUGGGAGGUGCCCCGACCUCAUCGUGUGGGUCUUCACCCAGGCCAACUCGGAGGACUACCCGUCGUUCAAGUACGAGUGCACGCGCCGCGGGAUCGCCUCGCAGGCCCUCCAGAGCAAGCUCAUCGCCAAGCUGAGCGUCCAGGUCGCCGUCAACGUCGCCAUGAAGCUCAACUCGAAGCUGCACGGCUACGCCUUCCGGCUCGAGCGCAACACGCUCGGCGGGUGGAUCGAGACGCACGCGCCCAUGCUGUUCGGCAUCGACCUGUCGCACGAGAUCGACAAGCCCUCGGUCGCCGCCAUGGUUGCCUCGAUGCACGGCGCGGCGAUCGUCAUGGAGGAGACGUGUUCCAUCCAGGGCCUGGCCGAGCCGCCUCAGGGCAACCCGCUCGGGAGGGCCCGCAAGCAGGAGAUCGUCGUCGACACGUGCAAGAUGGCGACGGCGUCGCGUCCUCUCGCUUCGGCAGGCGCCGCCAAAUCGCUUCUUGUCUUCAGGGACGGCGUGAGCGAGUCCGAGUUCCAGAGCGUCCUGUCGUACGAGGUUCCCGCGUUCAAGGAGGCGUGCCGCAUCAUCAAGGCCGACAAGGAGCUCGAGAGCGUCCUCGAGAAGGCCCGCGGCCAGGGCGGCAAGGAGGAACUGCGGGCGUGGAACCCCAAGAUCGUCUUCGUCGCUGCCCUCAAGCGUCACUCGAUCCGGGCGUUCGUCCCGAACGCGAGCGACCCUCGCAACACGAGCAACAUCCUUCCCGGCACGGUCCUCGACCGCGACGUCGUCGACCCGCAUGCCGCCGACUUCUACGCCGCCUCGCACUCGGCGCUUAUCGGUACGACGCGCGCGACCCGGUACACGUGCCUCGUCGACGAGGUGGGCAUGUCGCCCGACGAGUUGCAGGCGACGGUCCAUGCACUCUCGCAUUCCUUCCAGCGCUGCAACCGCGCCGUCAGCGUCGUCGCCCCUGUCUUCUACGCCGACCUCAUCGCCGCGCAGGUCCGCUCGUGGAUCAUCGGCGACAGCUCGGACGCCGGCUCGUCGACCGGCACGGCGGCGGCGGCGUCGGCGUCGACGAGGCGCGCGGACCUCGUCGGCGCGCAGCAGAUCCUCGCCUCGACCGAGAACGGCCGCGACGCGCCCUGGUUCAGCUUGUCGUCGCCGGUCCUACCUGCUUCCCCCCCGUGUCGAGAACCCUCUCCUCCUUCCUCGAGCGUCCCGCCGCUCGCCCUCGUCUUUCGCCCGUAGCUUUCCCCCCUUCUUUCUGUCCCACUCCUUUGUCGCCUGCAGCUCAAGUCGCUUUCUCA